Hevea brasiliensis (rubber tree) is the source of this 3690-nucleotide messenger RNA. RefSeq lists its product as uncharacterized. NCBI's taxonomy places the organism in Eukaryota, Viridiplantae, Streptophyta, Magnoliopsida, Malpighiales, Euphorbiaceae. The record is from RefSeq and is a predicted model, not a curated record. The transcript is spliced from 3 exons. Bases 521 to 3325 code for a protein of 934 amino acids.
UGUCAACUCUAAUCUCUCUCUCUACAAAACACUUCACUCUUUGACCGUAACAAACAUAAAUAAAUGAGUUCCAGCCAGAAAUACAGUCUCCCCCAUUUUCUCUCUGUAUACCUAUCUUUCUCUGUGUGCUUUUCUGGGUCUGCUGGUUCUUGCUUUGGAGUUUGGAGUCUCUGCAACUAAAGGAAGACAUUAAUAUUGAUAUUAUUCUGCUGGUUAUUUGCUCUCUGUAACUCUUGCUUAUCUCUGGUUGUUGUUUUCUUGGGUUUGGUUGACCGCUGGAGCACCGACACUCCUUACUUCUUGCAGGAGGGGCUGGUGGUUCUGUUAAUGGCGUCUCUUGCCUCUGUAUUUCUAUAGCUGGAAUGGAGUGGCCAGCGUCCUUGUUGAGCUGAAAAGAACCAAUUGUAGCCUUUUCCUUGAAAAAUCUGAGAAGGAAAAAAAAAAAGGUGAAGUGGACAAAUAUCUGCAUUCCUUUGUCUGAACCUGGGAUAUUGCUGAAGUCCUAAAAACUAUUUGGUCUAUGGAAGACCCUUUGAGGCAGAAAAUAAAUUCGAGGGACCAGCAAUCAUUAGUAACUUCUGAGACUUUAACAACCCGAGCAAGGCAAAGUUUCGCUCCACAUGACAGGUUCACACCGAAAAAGCUGACCUUGUCAUAUGCUGAUUUUCAUCGUGAAGUUGCAAAGAAUAUAAAAGAUAUUUCACCUAAAUGUUCAAAGAAUUUCCUAAAACAGUGUAGGAAGGUGACUGAAGAGGAGGAGCUUGUCAAGUAUAUGUCAAAUUUACCAAGUUAUCUGGAGAGGGGAGAAAAUCGACAGGAGAAAGUUUUAAAUGUUGGGGUCCUUGAUUGGGGCCGUUUAGAAAAGUGGCAGUGUGGCCAAAAACAGAUACCCUACAGAGGUAGCAGGCAUUCGCUCUCAAGUGCUAAUUCAUCCUCAUCGUUCUCUACAGAAGGAUCAUAUAUUGACUCUAGUAGAGGUCAGAGUUGCUCUCCUGAUCAUCAAAGGAUGCGCCGUCAAUCUCUCCAAUCUCAUUUGAUGUCAUCUCCAGUAGAAGUUCAUUCAAAAGAUGGUAAAUCGUUUGAAGAAAGCAUUCAAAAAUUUAAAGAUGUCAAAGGUGCCCAGACUAACACUAUGAAUGACCAAGGAAAGUUCGUCAGGACAGACCAACUUCUUUCUAAAAAUUGUCCUGAAAUCAAACUGGAACAGUGCAAGAGAAAAGAUUCAGACCCAAAGAUGAAUCCAGAAUGUGGAUUUUUAAAUGGGGUCAAUUUUGAAGUGCGGCAGUGCAUGAAGGUAAAGGCAACCCAAGAUGGUGAAUUUAUGAAUAAAGCAAAUAAGUUGCAAGAACAGAAGGCGUAUGCCUUUGACCAAGAUGUCUCUGAAAAAAGUAAAAGAGUAGUUCUACUUAUGCCAAGAGAUCUCUCCCAAGGCAAUUGUGCCCAGCUUUCUGAGUCGACAGCAAUGUUGCAUCAAAAGGGGACAAAGGCAAGUCGGAGUAGCUUGUACGAGAUGCCUAAGGACACGAGUCCUGCAGCAGUCACUUCUGAUGUCCCACACUCUUGCCCGCUGCCUCGUGAGAUUGAAGGAUGCGCAGAGAUGAAAGGGUGCUCUUCAGAUGCCAAUAGUAUCAGCUUUUUGCCCAAUACACCUCACUUGGCACCACAUCCAGCCAAAAAAGGAAUCAGUACAUCCCAUGUUAGAAUUUCAGAAAAUAAAAGAUCAAUUAUAACACCAAUAAAUUCUACUUCAAUGAUAACACCAAUAAAUUCUACUUCAAAAGAACCUUCCACAGGAUUGGAUGUGAAGUUAGGCAAAGCUGCUCCUGAAAAACCGAGAAGCACUUCACCUUUUCGCCGACUUGGCAUUGGUAUGGGCAAGAUAGGUAAAAGUUACAGUUCCAAAGAGGGUUCAUCUAUGCCACAAUUGAGCACAAUCCAUCAUUCUGCAAAAUCUGCCUCAGAGAAUGGUACAAAUUCCUCUUGCCAAGGUACUUCAAGUAGUGAUACACAAAAUGCUUCAAACAGAGCCAGGUCAAGCCCUCUGAGAAGAUUACUAGACCCACUGUUGAAACCAAAGGCACCAAACUGCCGUCGUUCUGGGGAUCCAUUACAACGGGAUUUAGUAUCAACGGAUAGAGCCUGCAAGUCAUCCGAUGGACAAUUAGAUUCUUCAACUGCAGCAAGACAGCCAGGAGUUGUAAAAUUAAAUAUGACAAGUUGUAGGGCAAUCAAUAUUGAUGAUACGUGUCAGGACAAGAAGCGUGGAUCGUCAGCAUUGCAAGCUCUGCUAAGAGUUACAGUUAAGAAUGGUCAGCCUCUUUUCACAUUUGCAGUUGACAAUGAACGAAAUAUUCUUGCAGCCACAAUGAAGAAGUUGAGUAGCACAAGAGAGGAUGACUACAGCUGCAUUUACACAUUCUUUGCCAUUCAAGAAAUCAGGAAAAAAAAUGGGGGGUGGAUGAACCAAGGGGGCAAAGGCAAAGGUCAUGAUUAUAUUCCUAAUGUUGUAGCUCAAUUGAAGGUUUCUGGUUCACAGUUUUCCCGUUGGACUAGAGAGAACUAUAUGGAGCAAUCAUUUGCUAGAGAAUUUGUUUUGUUUGCCAUGGGCCUACAACAAGCAGAGACACAAACAUUAGACUUCCACCCAAAUGAUGAACUUGCUGCCAUUGUUGUCAAGAUCCCAAGAGUCAUCAAUAGAAGUACAGCCACUGAUGGGCAUUAUACUGGUAAAUGCAAUGAUUUCCCAGAGACGAGAUUCAAUUCUACUUCUGGGGAACAGCCUAUCAUCAAUGGCCAAAGCCUUAUCAGUGCCACAGUCAUUCUUCCGAGUGGUGUUCAUAGUCUACCAAAUAAAGGAGGACCUUCAUCACUAAUCCAACGAUGGAGAUCGGGUGGAUCAUGUGAUUGUGGAGGUUGGGAUUUGGGUUGCAAACUCAGAAUUUUUGCCAACCAGAGUCAGCUUAGUAAGAAUACACGUCCAUCUAAAGCUUGCACUAUAAUUGAUAAAUUUGAGUUCAUCUCUCAGGGAGGAGAAGAAGAGAACCAACCUGUCUUCAGUUUGGCUCCUUUCAAGGAUGGGAUCUAUUCAGUGGAGUUCAAUUCAUCACUUUCAAUUAUACAAGCGUUCUCACUGUGUAUAGCAGUUAUAGACAGUAAAAAACUGUGUGAGAUCCCAGGAUCGUGCAACUUGUUUGAAGGAAAAACUUCUUUGGAAACCAUAUUGGCCCGAAAUGAUGGAAUAAGGGGCAGCACAAAUCGAGUUGAUACGGACGUGCCUGCAAAAUUUGUCUCAUACCCACCCCAUUCUCCAGUUGGAAGGGUCUAGUUUCAUGAGGAAUGGUCUUGCAAUUACACAGGUGGUACGGAUCGGUAAAUAGCCAGUUUGACUUAGUAGACACUGUUUGAAUCCUGCAAUCCAGUGCCUCUCAUUGAUAUGGGAAAAUAAAAUAGAAUCUGCGAGGUGAUGGGGAAAGAAACCUUGAAGCAUGAGAGAACUGUAUUUUGUAUUAGUUUUUGAGUUCUUUUUGACAAUAGAAGCAGUAUUAACGGUACUUAGAGAACACUAUCUUCAUCAAUGUAAGUGUGCAUAUCAUAGUGCUUGUAGUUUGGAAUUCUAUUGACUUAUUCCAAGAGCAUUCCAUAAUGAAUGUUUCAAGUAAACUUUUGGCUCAGAAAGCCCUUCUCUGCAAA